Microplitis mediator is the source of this 2689-nucleotide messenger RNA. RefSeq lists its product as uncharacterized. The transcript has 7 exons. The record is from RefSeq and is a predicted model, not a curated record. NCBI's taxonomy places the organism in Eukaryota, Metazoa, Arthropoda, Insecta, Hymenoptera, Braconidae. Bases 466 to 2412 code for a protein of 648 amino acids.
UUUAUAAUUAAUAGCAGGAUAAAAAGCCACAAACACCCGAAGUACUUGCAGUAAUUUCCGAUAAUGUCUGACGACUUACUCCCGGGAAAGACUUUACGGGCAUGUUCAGAAGAAAAAUUCUCGAUCCACAAAAGAUUCGUCCAGAUGGUACCAGAUUUACAUAUUUGUCUUUCAUAGACAAUUUCUGGGCACACCCGUGACAAAUAAAAUUUGUUGUCAUUAAAAAUGUGACUCAUUCGUAGAUAAGUAAAAGUAAAAAAUAUUCUAUUUCAUCACCGAAAAAUUUCAUUGUUAGUUCGAGGCCACAGUGUCGUAGAUAACCGACGACUAUAUUCGAUGCGUAGUCAUCAUAAAAUAAAAAUUGAAUUCUAUUUAGUAGACAGUAAUUUCGGUUACUGAACACACAUUUUUUUUUAUCAAGUUUUGAAUCAUAGUUAUUUUUGAAAACGUUAAUUAUUAAUUGCAAUGAUGAUUUUUAAUACUUACUUAAUAUUUACAAUAUUAUUUAUUACGACCGCUGUAAGAUCCGACGAAUUAGAGAUUACUGAUUACUCCAGCAUACAAAAGUUUAUAUCAAACAUUUGGCGUAUGGAGUCGAGUUAUAAAUUGAACAAUGACACUAUCAGUGAUGGUGAAAUAAAUAACAUUACAAAGACAAUAUUCAAUGAUGCGCUGAAUUUAAUGGCAGAAGUGAAUAAAAUACCGCGGAGUGUUUGGCCAAUCCCUUUUGGGGCGGAAUAUUUGAUAAAUUUUUUCAACUUACUGGACAAUUAUCAGUUCGCGAAGAAUCAUUUUCGCUGGGGUCAGUUUUCACGUAAACUUAACACUAUAAUUGAUAUAUGUGAAGAUAUUCGUUGGUACGUCGAAUCUUUACUUCGCAUCCGUGAUUAUCAUUUUUUCGACGAUGAUAAUCUGAUGAAAUACUGUCCGAUAAUAACGAAUGGUUCAACAGCAAUGAUGUUUCGUCAGAGAAAAAGUAUAGUUAAAGAAUAUGAGGAAUUUAUUAAAAGUCUAUGGGAAGUAACGUAUAUUGAAAAUUCGGACAAUUUUUGUGGUCAAACAUGGUCAUUCACUUUAGGUAUCUAUGAUUUAUAUCGCCAAGUUAUUAUAUCAAGUCUACACGAAUAUAUAUUGUUUCAUUACAUGGAGAUACUGAAUAAACGAUGUCACGAUCAUGAUACCUGGUAUCUGAGAGGACCCGGAUUAACAGAAUUAACGCAGAUACUACUACAUACUAAAAAAUUGCUCGCCGAUACGCGACAUUAUCUUCAUACAUGUGAUAUCGGAGAACUUACGUAUGGUGAGGUGUCUCAUUAUGAAUUAGAGCGGAUGAUACAGACAGUAAUAAUCAAAGAAGAAGAUUUAACUACUGAUGGGUCCUGUAGUCACAAUUGUAAUUUACGUUACAUAGAUACGAUUAAUACUACAGAAUGUGAUGAAUAUCAAAAUUGUCAGUAUAUUAGUAGCAGUUACGAUAUAUGCGAAACGAUGAGUGAUUCAAGACGUUAUUCGUGGUUUAAUGACAGCAAUGGAAUAGUUUAUGGUAACGGAACUGGAGGAUGUGAUUCCCCCUUGAAAUCAGUGUCCAGUGAACUGGCAUUCUUUAAAUUCCGUUACUGUGAUUAUUGCGUGUGCACUUGUCUUAAAAAAACUAACGAUAUAGAAACGAUUUCUGCGAUUAGCUUCAGAGAACAAGUUUCCGAUAUCGAUAAUGACAUGCUUGUUGUAGGUGUCAGAUUUAUUGAGAAAAAUCACAUGAUUCAUGUUCAAAUAAAAGAGAAACCAAUAAAUAGUUCUAAUGAUUAUUAUAAGUAUUCGUGGAAAGAAUUGGAAAAUAUUCAAUACGAUGAAACAGGAAAUAUUUUUUAUAAUUCUGACAACACUGUACUCAAACCGGGAAUUGACUAUGGGCAUCCUAAGAUUGUUAAUUUUGAUGACUUGAUUGCACCAAGAGGUUAUGUUAUAACUGGGGUAAGAUUACGAUUCGCGGCUUAUGGAGACAAAAAGCCAGACUUAGAAGUUGCAGCUAUCGAACUGCAAAUCCGCGUCACGCCUUUUGAUUACAACACAGGAAAACUCAUUAAUCUGACCCAGACUCACUGGAUUGUUCCAGAAUAUACCUCGAGGAGGGAAUUGACCCUGACUGAUCCAGACAAUCCAUUGAAAUUACCAGUUAAUGUAAUUGAUUCAAAAAAAGAUCAGUUCAUAAGAUUCCGUAAUUCGGAUUUGAAAAAAGAUGCCGGACAAUCAACAGUACCGUUUUUUGAUGCGCAAGAUGUAGAGGGCUCUCCAUUAUAUCCUUUAGGUGGAAUGGGAAUAAUUCAUCGCGGCCAUGAGGGUUAUGGCGGAUUUUUGGCCUUCAAAAUUUAUGAUGUAAAUUUGGUUGACGUAUUAAAAUAUAAGGUCGAUUAAAAUUAUACCAGAGAAAGAAUUAACCGCAAAAUUUACUCCCAUUACCGGGCAUUUCUAAACUGCGCAUGCGCAAAAAAGUGGGGGAAUUUUCAGUACUCAGAAUACCUAGAGUGGGAGUAAAAACCGAAAACACCCGAAGCAGAUUCUCGUGCUUGGAAAAUUUUUAUUUAAAAAAUAUUGUGCUUUUUUGUGAUCAUCGAUAAUAAAAAAACUAAUUUCUUUAUAUAUUUUUAAUUAAUUUAUUAACAGUAAUUAUGUUCAUUUACAAAUUGUAGAC